GUGAAACUUGCAGCAGCUGUGUUUGUGUGUCCGUGCACGUUCCGCUGCCAAGGCUUAUAAAUAGGCCGGCGCUGUUCUACCGGGUGACAGCGCGCGCUCAGCGGGGAACGUGGCGCAGGCGCGUCCCGGUUUGCAGCUGAGUCCGGACUCGUCCGGUAACGUCCCUCCACUUUGGAACGCGGACGCAAAACUGGACGCGACGAGCAGAAGGAGGAGAACAUGACGGUGGAUCUGGAGGCUCCUCCGCCCGCUGCACCGGAGGAUUUCGCCAUCCGGUGCCGAGACGUGUGCCGGUCCUACAGCAAACUGAAGGUCCUCAGCCACCUCAACCUGACGGUGCCACAGGGACAGAUUUACGGUCUCUUGGGCCCCAGCGGCUGCGGGAAGACCACGCUGCUGAAAUGCAUUGUGGGAACGCUGAAAAUCUCGCAGGGUCACAUCACGGUGCUGGGGCGGCCUCCUGGUUUCCCGGGUCACGACGUGCCGGGGAAGAAGGUCGGGUACAUGCCGCAGGACCUGGCGUUGUACAGCGAGUUCACCAUCAGCGACACCCUGACCUUCUUCGGCCGAGUCCACGGCCUGACGGCGAAGGAGACCAGGGCGCGCAUGGACUUCCUCAUCGACUUCCUGGACCUGCCUCAGAAACAGAGCCUGGUCCGAAAGCUCAGCGGGGGUCAGAAGCGCAGAGUGUCGCUCGGAGCUGCUCUGCUCCAGAAUCCAGAGCUGCUCAUCCUGGACGAGCCAACGGUCGGAGUGGACCCUGUGCUCAGGGCCAAGAUCUGGCAGCAUCUGGUGGAGAUUGUGAAGACGGGGAAAGUGUCGGUCAUCAUCACCACACACUACAUCGAGGAGGCCAGACAAGCCAACGUGGUCGGGCUCAUGCGGAACGGCCACUUGCUGGCGGAGGGGCCUCCAGACGAGGUCAUGAAGCAGCACAAUGCAACAACCCUGGAGCACGCCUUCCUGCAGCUGUGUCAGACUCACGACCAGGUCGACUCCAAACGAGGCUCCAGUCCACAGGGGGCGCUGCUGGAGAACAGCCAGUCCUUCGAGAGCGGCCGAGACGAGAGUCGACCGAUUCUCGCCAUCGGAGCCGGAGCCGAGGAGGAAGUUCCCAAAUAUUCAGUGGACUGGAAGGUGCGAGCCCGACACCUGCUGCCCAAGUGGAGGAACAUCGUUGCCCUGAUGAUCAAGACGCUGGUGAGGAUGAAGAGAAUGCCCGGCUCGUUGUGUUUCCAGUUCGUGCUGCCCGUCAUCCAGAUCUCUCUGAUCUGUCUGUGCGUGGGGGGGGAUCCGCGGGGGGUCCAGGUCGCCGUCGUGAACAACGAGACGUCCCCCUCGGCCUACAGCCUCACGCUGCUGUCCUUCCUGGACAACACCAGCGUGCAGCAGGUGCCCUUGUCUCACACAGAGGCCUUCGAUGGGAUCCAGAAUGGAGAGUACUGGGGCGUCAUCGGCUUCGGGAAGAACUUCACCAGCUACCUGACCAAAAGGAUGAUGCAGCGGCAGGUUUCCAGGGAGGUGGUCGAUGGAGGAUCAGUGCACGUCUGGCUGGACCUGACAAAUCGACAAAUUGCCUUAAUGCUGCAGAAGAAGCUUCACGAGGCUUUUCAGGACUUUGUGGACAAUAAGUUGGGCAGCAUGUCGUACCUGGUGUCGCUGCCGGUGAAGAUCGAGGAGCCGAUCUACGGCGACGAGAACACAGACUUCACCACGUUUGUGAUGCCUGGAGCUGUUCUCAGUAUCACCUUCUAUCUGGCUGUGGGUCUGACGGCUCUCUCCUUUGUCCUGGAGAGGAAGGAGGGGCUUCUGGACAGGUGCUGGGUCGCAGGUGUGAGCUCCAUGGAGACCAUGCUGGCUCACCUCCUCUCUCAGCUGUUUGUCAUCAGCGUCCAGAUCGUCCUGCUGCUGCUCUUCAUCCUGCUCGCCUUCAAUAUGCCUAAUGAAGGCUCCCUGGUGCUGGUCAUAAUUCUCAUCGUGCUGCAGGGCGUCACCGGCAUCUCCUUCGGCCUCGUCAUCUCCGCCGCCAUCGAUGACGAGCAGAGCGCCAACCAGGCCGCACUGGGCGUGUUCUACCCCAACCUCAUCCUCAGUGGUAUCAUCUGGCCCGUGGAGUGUAUCCCGUAUCCUCUCCGGUACCUCAGCCUUGCUCUGCCUCAGACCUACGCCUCUGAGGCCCUCCGCUGUAUAAUGUACAGAGGUUGGGGUCUGAGUCAGAUGAUGGUGUGGCGAGGCUUCGCCGUCACCCUCGGCUGGAACACCUUCUUCCUGGUCCUGGCCACGGUCAUCUUAAAGCUGAGGACGUGAUCAUCCUCAUCCCCCCCGGAGGACAUCCCUCGGAGCGGGGACGGACGCUGCCGGGAGACGCCCCGGGACACGAGGACUCACCUGGGCCUCCUCCUGUCUGUGGACGUACUGAUGGAGACCAGGAGGAGACACGUCAUCUGUCUCUCAUGGACACUUGAUCCUGAUCCUGCAGCAGCUCCAGUGUGGGAGACAUUUAAAAACCGCUGCAUGUUGACGAGACACGUGCACAACAUGAGGAAGGAUCUUAUUUAUUGUUACAGUUCGUUCCACAUAUAUUUGUUUUGAUAUGUUUCCCCCCCCCCCUGAACGACCCGACACGACUCAGAGUCUCUCUCUCUCUCCGUUUGUCCUUCGUCUCAACGCUGAUCGAGAGAUUCUGCUGUGAUUCACUUUCUUUCACAAUCGGUGAGGCCUCGGGACAAAGAGGCCUCGGGAAUCCAUGAGGAAGAAGAGUCGGUGAAUUCACUGAAGGAGGAUGUUGUUGUUGUUUGUCUAACGAAUAUUUAGAUUAUGGAGAAAACCUUUUUAACAACCGUCUUAGCACAAGAGAAUCUCAGGCCUGUUUUUAUUGGCUUUACAAUGAGAAAAGGUGCGGAGGGGGUUGUUGUUGUUUUUGUCGUGGUUGCAAUGCAUCAUGGGAACCGGCUUCCAGCAGCAUCUCCUCUGGUUUCUUACUUGUUGUGUCCGUGGACAGUUUAGCAUCUUGUCCAGUGUGAUACAGGAAGUGUCUCUACCGCCCCCUGGUGGUGCAGCAUGAACCCUGCCUCCUCCAUGUUAGUGUCAGGGGCCAAACGGAAAGCUUGUGUAUCGACCUCACCACGAAGACGCCGGUGUUCGGCUUCAUUGUUCUGGACAGUGGAGACGAGGCGUCCAUCUUUAGUUCCAGUCUUUGGUUGUUGUGUUGCCUGCAAUGGAGGAAAAGGGAAGAAUUAUGUUUUUAAAUUCUAUAAGUGAUGUUUAGAUAUGAAAUAUAUCCAGCCUGUGUUCUUAGAUUGUUGUUGCUGAUUGGUCGGUUUAGAGCCUUUUUUUGUUCCAGUCAUCAAUGAUGAAGAAUUCUGCGUUUUAAAUACUUUGACCUCGUAUUAAUGAAUAUUGUUUAAUUGCUAAAUGAUUUUGUUAUCGGCCAGUUCUUGAAUUCUUUGGUUGAGAGGAGAACGUUUCCUCCUAAAUAUUUCUUCUUGUUUUAAUUUAGUACAAACAAACAUGGAGCACAUUUUUUGAAUCAUGAUUAGAAAAGAUAUAAACUAUAAAGAAGUAUUGAUGAAUAAUUUAUCCCUUCUUUGAUUUCUGAGCCUGUGAGCUCUUUAAAAGAAUCAGAAAAUAGCCUCAUACGCUAAGAGUCAGAUAAGAAGUCAAAUAUCAUUCUCAUGUACAUGUCGCCUCACCAGUGGAUGCUCCCACGAACUUUGAUUUACCUGCCUGGAGGUGAAAUGUCGUCUGUGGGACAAUUUUUCACCAAAUUCUGCCAAAUUCUCAUAUGAUUCUCUGCCAAUGUCCCCAAAUAUGUAAAGUGUCUCUGUCACAGGAGGUUUGACCCGAGCAUCUCCUGCUGUGUGGACGUCCAUGUGGACGCAUGCUUGUUCCCUCAGUAUCUCUUUGUGUCGGCUGGUUUGAAUCCAGCUGUGAAUCUAAACACGUAUACCAGCAUGUGUCGUGUUUAGCUGUUCUGUAAGCGCUGCCAUGAUGUCACAUGUUGGAUCGUUAAUGUCCGUUAACGGGAUAAAUAAUGAAUCUAAACAGCAUCUGAUUGGUUUAUGUGAUGAUCUCAUGCUACACGUGGAUGUAAGCCGCUCUUUGACGUUUUUCUCCUGCGCUGUGAAUCUGCCGUUGUUGCUCUGCUGCACAUUUUAAGAGACGUCACGCUCUGGAAACAACCUCCAUCUCAGAUCAGAUGAAAUCCAACGUGCUCCUUCAUGGACUCAGCUGCUUUUUGCCAAACCUUGAGGACAGAGCUGCUCCUUCUUCGGCUCUCGGAUCAUAAACUGUGGAGGAAACAGUCGACUCCUCAUCUUCACAUUCAGUCUCUGAUGUGGAUAUUCUACAUGGUAUUACUGUGAGCACUGUGUUUCUGGAUAAUUGGGAUAUUUUGUCUAUUCAUGUCUAGUUUUGUUCUAAAAUAUUAUAUCUAUUUUGAAGGAAAAACCUUAUUUUCACUAUUGACAUUGGAAUACUCGAUAAAUACAGAUAUAAAUCUGAUUUAAGUGUUUACAUGAACUGCAAGGAUCCUGCUUUAAAACAAUAUUUCAAAUGAGCUGAUUAUUUUCCAAUUUAGCACAGACUCAGAAUAAAGGUGAAAGUCAUGACGGUUCCUGAAGGUGACGCCAAAUCAUUUUAAUUUAAACUGAAUCAAAACACCUGAUAAAAUAUAUUUGAAUGGGCGGGGCCGUGUAUUUCUGUGAAGUAUUUUAAUGGAAAUGUGAAACGCCAGCUGUGGUGUGUUGGUUUGUGUAAUUCUGAACAAACCACACCCACACAGUCAUUAUAAGAAUUAAAAUCUUUAAUAUAAAUUAUACUUAAACAUAUUUUUAUCCCCAAAUAUAUAAAAAAUGGAUUGUUUACUGUAAGUACUUGUCCAUGAUAGUUUUUUGUGUUAAUAAUUGAAUAUCUCAGUUGAUGUAAACUUAUCUAAUGUUGUGAGAGUGUAUGUUGCCGGGUUGUGCCACGUCUGCUCCAAACCUCCAGUGAACUACCUCCACCCCCCCCCCCCCCCGAAGUGAAGCUGCUGUGUUGUGACACGUCUGCACCGUGGACACGCUUCCUCGACCUUCUGUUCGUGCACUUUCAAACAAUAAAGUUUGUGGAGAUAAUCCUG
Molecule: messenger RNA, 5119 nt
Organism: Pleuronectes platessa (European plaice)
Lineage: Eukaryota; Metazoa; Chordata; Actinopteri; Pleuronectiformes; Pleuronectidae
Gene: abch1
Product: ATP-binding cassette, sub-family H, member 1
Exons: 20
Coding region: 220-2307 (695 amino acids)
Biological process (GO): transmembrane transport
Cellular component (GO): membrane; ATP-binding cassette (ABC) transporter complex
Molecular function (GO): ATP hydrolysis activity; ATP binding; ABC-type transporter activity
Source: RefSeq, a predicted model, not a curated record